AUGGCCGUGUUAUUGCGCACGGUUCCGGUUCUUCGGGAUGAAACUAACGCCAUACCCAAGUACAUGGAUUCGGUGAAAAGAGGAAAGAAAGAGUAUGUUUUUAGUGGAGAUAAAGGUUGCAUUUAUAGAAAGAGGAUGGCUAUUGCAAGAAUGUUGCGGAUAGAGCUAUGUUAUGAAGCUACUGUAAUGGGAAAGUAA
Dovyalis caffra is the source of this 198-nucleotide messenger RNA. The record is from the annotation of a GenBank genome assembly. Lineage: Eukaryota; Viridiplantae; Streptophyta; Magnoliopsida; Malpighiales; Salicaceae.